CCUAGUCUCCACUCGUUCUUGUAACACCAACAAAGUCGAAGCGAUGCCGUCGGAAGGUGUUGAAGUGUUCUCAAAUCCAUUAGCCCCGCCGUCUUCGUCAGGAUCGUACGGAGGCCAUCAUGGCGGCGGAGUACCAGCAUUGACAAAUGAAGAUUUUCGUAAACUUUUGAUGACCCCACGGUCUGGUGUACCAUCUGUGGCUCCGCCGUCAGCUAAGUCAUCAAGUCACAGCAGCAAGAGCGUGGCAAGCAGUAUCCAUUCUCAUCGUAGUAGCAGGUGAGCUCUAUUGGAUUUGUUGUUCAUAAGAAUAUUGAGCUUAUAUUCAGAUGCAGGUUGUUAGCCAUUUCAUAUGAUAUCCAUGCCCCCCCCCCCUCCUGUCUUCCCCUCCUGUACCCAUUCCUCACCGAUCUGUUCACAAGAUUUUCUUAAGGGGCCCUGAAAGUAAUUUCUGAGGGGUUUGGUCCAUCAUCGUCAUAAAUUUUAACCUUAAGAGUAUUUUGGAAGGGGUUUGGAAGAAAAAUGGCCUUUUCUCAUGGGGAUAAAGAUAAAUGUUUCUUUUUUUGUGUGUGGGAGCUUGAUGUCAGCACUAGUGAAUAGGUCUGGUUUUGUAAGUGGGUAAAUUCUUAACUGGUUUGGUCAAAAGGGGGAAUGAAUAAAUAAUAAAAUGGCCUUGUAUGUGUCAGUAAGAGUGAUGCUCAUUUACACUAUUUGUUUCACUGCUUGUUUCCAUUGACCCUGAAAAGCCCCAUUGGGGAAGUGGCAUAAAUUUAUUUAUUGGGUGAUUCCAGAAAAUAUCCAUACCAUACCACAGGCAGCAUCUUGGAAUUCCGAGGGAGAGGGGCAGUUUCUUGGACUGGAAUGUUGAAGGCAUGGGGGGUAACACAGUUUGGAAUUCCAAACACAUAGCGGGGGAGGGUUCAGCUCUGAAUUUCCAGAGGGAGAAGAAGACAAAAGCUUCGCUUGAAAUUGUUGAUCCGAUAACGUUUCCAGUUUGUAAAUCAUCAAGCAUGAACUGACCGCUGAAGCAGGAUAAAGAUCGAUCAGGCAGGUGCUAACGAUCACACAGAAAAGUGAGCAGAUAGAUUGUGCAGUGAGUUCCACAUUGAAGAGGCCUUAAAGUUGAUGAAUUAGUCAAUAGAUUAAUAAAAUGUAAAACAAGUCUGUGUUUCUUUCUGACCUAAAAUUGUUGAUCCAUGAUUAAAACUUGCCCCAGUCUCUCGUUUCCCAAUGGAACGCCUGACAGAUUUAUAGGCUGCAUUACUAGUGGUCAGCAGUUCCUCAAUGAACACAAUUUUCAAUAUGGCGAGAGACAGCACAUCGUGAACUUCACUUUUGUCUUCCACUGGUUUGAAUAUGGUCUACUCUCCUGAAAAUAUGAAGCUAAUGAAAUGAAAACAACUUCAAGAUAACACUUAGAAGGGAAAGCUAUGGUGUACUGUAUUAAACAUUAACAAACUUGAGUUCCUUGUUUGUUUGACCGUUAAUUGUGAGCAGAAUUUUCUCA
This is a messenger RNA of Orbicella faveolata, 1504 nucleotides long. Its product is annotated as protein Red-like. Lineage: Eukaryota; Metazoa; Cnidaria; Anthozoa; Scleractinia; Merulinidae. The record is from RefSeq and is a predicted model, not a curated record.